Molecule: messenger RNA, 1179 nt
Organism: Penicillium angulare
Lineage: Eukaryota; Fungi; Ascomycota; Eurotiomycetes; Eurotiales; Aspergillaceae
Product: endoplasmic reticulum-Golgi intermediate compartment family protein
Exons: 3
Coding region: 1-1179 (392 amino acids)
Biological process (GO): retrograde vesicle-mediated transport, Golgi to endoplasmic reticulum; endoplasmic reticulum to Golgi vesicle-mediated transport
Cellular component (GO): endoplasmic reticulum membrane; endoplasmic reticulum; COPII-coated ER to Golgi transport vesicle
Source: RefSeq, a predicted model, not a curated record
AUGAAUGGCUUCGAAGAAAAGGGCCUCGACGAGGAUUCCUUUGGAGAAAAGUCCAAUCUUUCAGGAUUGAAGACCUUUGACGCUUUCCCUAAAACAAAGGCAUCCUACACAACCCCAACCCACCGUGGUGGUCAAUGGACCGUUCUGAUCCUCAUCGUCUGCACACUAUUCACCUUCACCGAAUUCAAAACGUGGUGGCGCGGUACAGAACAGCACCACUUCAGCGUGGAAAAGGGCGUCUCCCAUGAGCUGCAGCUCAAUCUCGAUAUCGUGAUUAAUAUGCCCUGUGAUGAUCUCCGCGUCAACAUCCAAGAUGCAGCCGGUGACCGCAUUAUGGCUGGUGAUCUACUGAAACGCGAGCAAACGAACUGGAGCCUAUGGAUGCAGAAGCGGAAUAAGGACAAGCACCAGUAUCAAACUCUGAGCCAUGAGGAGGACGAUCGAUUGUCACAACAGGAGGCGGAUGCGCACGCCGGCCAUGUACUGGGUGAAGUGAGAAGGAACCCUCGAAAGAAAUUCGCGAAGGGCCCGUCCAUGCGUUGGGGCGAUACUGUGGACUCUUGUCGAAUUUACGGCAGCUUGGAAGGCAAUAAGGUGCAGGGCGAUUUCCAUAUUACUGCGCGGGGGCAUGGUUAUAGGGAAUUUGCGCCUCAUUUGGAGCACAAUGCAUUCAAUUUCUCCCACAUGAUCACCGAGCUCUCCUUUGGUCCCCAUUUCCCAACCCUCAUGAACCCACUCGACAAGACCAUCGCCGAGACAGACGCCCACUACUAUAAGUUCCAGUACUUCCUAUCUGUCGUACCAACUCUGUAUACAAAGGGCCGAAGUGCUCUGGAUGCGUACACUCGAUCCCUCAACUCGGUUGCACCUCGUUCGGGCCGGAAUGCCAUCUUCACCAACCAGUAUGCGGCCACUAGCCAAUCUGGCCCACUCGAGGAGAGACCUGUUCUUGUUCCGGGCAUUUUUUUCAAGUAUAACAUUGAGCCAAUUCUUCUGCUUAUAAGUGAAGAGCGAGGUGGAUUUCUGGCCCUUGUUAUCCGGUUGAUUAACACCAUGAGUGGAGUUCUAGUCACUGGUGGUUGGAUUUAUCAAAUCUCAGGCUGGGUCACUGAAGUUGUCGGAAGGAGGAAGAGACAACAGAGCGAAGGUUAUCUAACAGGAAAGCAUUAUAAGGAUUGA